AUCAAUGACACACCUCCAGUUGCGCACAAUUUGAUUGGUUGAUUUUGGAGGCUUGGCUCACGUGUUUGUAAACUAGACGAAAUACACUAGUUUUCGCGUUUAAUUUGUCGGAAUUUACCAGGAUCACCCAUAAUAGCCCUAAUAGUCUACACAGAUGAGCCUCCGCGUGGCGCUGAGAUCUUUGGGUCAGAGGGCAUGCAGCUUGUGCGUUAGUCAUGUGACAUCACAAGGUGGAGUGGCGUCACGGACGCCUGCAACCGCAUGUGUGCUCGUGCGGCAAUUCCACGAGGACUUCCUUCACAGGAAAAAGAACAUGGACAAACCAACAGUUUUGAUAACAGGAAGCCUUGGUCAACUUGGACAAGGGCUGGCGAAACUUUUAAGAGGAAAGUAUGGGCAGUACAAUGUGAUCAUGUCGGACAUCAUCAAGGCCCCGGACCACAUUCUAGAAACAGGCCCGUACGUCUACGCGGACAUCCUUGACUUCAAGAAUCUCCAGGAGAUCGUGGUCAACUACCGAGUGGACUGGGUCGUCCACUUCAGUGCCCUGCUUAGCGCAAUCGGGGAGCAGAAUGUCCCUCUCGCCAUGCGUGUCAACGUCGAGGGGCUGCACAACAUCCUUGAGCUAUCCAACCAGUACGGCAUCAAGCUGUUUGUGCCCAGUACCAUAGGCGCGUUUGGUCCCGAUUCCCCCCGGAACCCGACUCCGGACCUGACCAUCCAGCGACCACGGACCAUCUACGGGGUCUCAAAGGUGCACGCAGAACUGCUGGGAGAGUACUACCACGAGCGGUUCGGACUAGACUUCCGGAGUCUGCGAUUCCCCGGUAUCAUCUCCUCCGACACCAAUCCGGGCGGCGGAACCACCGACUAUGCAGUGGCGAUAUUUCACGAGGCCCUAAAGCACGGCCACUACCAGUGUUACCUGGAGCCGGACACCAUGCUGCCCAUGAUGUACAUUGAGGACUGUCUCCGCUCCAUCUCUGAAUUCAUGGAGCUGCCCAACGAUCAGUUGAAAAUGCGGACGUACAACAUCCAGGCGAUGAGCUUCACCCCGCGGAUCCUGGAGGACAUUGUGAAGCGAUACAUCCCGCAUUUUACCAUGACAUACAAGCCGGAUGGCAGGCAGGCCAUAGCUGACACGUGGCCGAUGGUGUUCGACGACUCUAACGCUCGUCGUGACUGGAACUGGCGUCACCAGUAUGACACCGAGCGCCUGUGUCAGGUCAUGUUCGAGGCGCUCGUGCCCAAGUACCGCGGGAGUGAAGCGCUACAGCACUCCUCUAACUGAGGGCUAGCGGGACGGACAGUUGGUUUGGGUUCUUAUGAAAAAGCUGGUUGUUUUGAAUGCGCACGGUGCUAAUUUGUUACGAUUCAUAUCUAUGGAUCAUGUUACCCUAUUAAGGACAAUGUCAUCAAUUAGGUUUCUUGCGAACCAACAUAUGUUCUCAUAUUUACAGACUUUUCUGUGCUAUUAAGUCAUGAACUCAAGUUAAUUUAGCACUUGAAUAUUUUCAAGACAGCGCAAAUUGCAGGCACAUGUUAUAUAAUGAGUGUUUAUAAUCGUUGUGGAGUCGAAAAGCAGGUGUCCAAUUUUAAUCUUUAAUCAGAGGACAAUCUUUUGUUUUCAAAAUCAAAAUCCGUUCUCUUUGUAAGGAUUUGUAGGGAUAAUGAAGUUUAGAUAAAUGGUAUUAACAGGGUAUACAUAUACAAUAAAAAGCUUACAUUGUUGUUUUUGAGAUUUUGAAGCUUAGAAAACUGAUAAUACAUGGGUAUGCCCUUUUCUCUAGUUUGCUAUCUACUAACGUAUUGUAUAUUUAAUUCUAAUAUCUCAUCUUUGUAAUAAGGGGAUAUAAUUAAAGCAUAUAAUCCAUAAUAUCUGUAUCAGUUUUUAAUAGGUACAAUACAUUUGUCUUGUUGUUGUUUUACAAUUGUUAUUAGAAAAUGCUCAAAUGUCGAAUCUCGCUUUUCGAAUCUCUGCUAUAAUUAUUUUCUUGUUGUUGUUUUUGUUUUUAAAGAUUUUAUGAUUUCGUAUGGUUAUGAGGUUGAACAUUGCAUACAUUUGAUUGUAUUUAUGGGGUAUGUAUAUAGUAUUGAUAGUUUUAAGUACAACGAUUGUUUUAUCUUUACAAAUAGAUUAUAUAUAUACACAAACAUAUUUUUUUAUUUUCUUGAUACUUAUUUGAAUUGUUCCGUAUAUUGCAUAUGUGCAGGUGGAACGGACCCUUUAUGAGAAGUGAAUCUCAAAUCUUUUAUGAUGCAAAUCUAUUUAUGACACAUCUCGGUGUGAUGUCAGUAUCAAGUUACUUCUUGUCUCAUUGAAAAUGUUGCUUCUAACUUCAUAUGAUUAACACUGAUAAUAUAAACGAAAAUAAAGAAUCUUAAACAACA
This is a messenger RNA of Mya arenaria, 2391 nucleotides long. Its product is annotated as L-threonine 3-dehydrogenase, mitochondrial-like. Gene Ontology annotation, biological process: L-threonine catabolic process. Gene Ontology annotation, molecular function: L-threonine 3-dehydrogenase activity. The coding region runs from base 155 to 1291 and encodes 378 amino acids. Lineage: Eukaryota; Metazoa; Mollusca; Bivalvia; Myida; Myidae. The record is from RefSeq and is a predicted model, not a curated record. The transcript is spliced from 10 exons.